Messenger RNA from Lecanosticta acicola, 938 nucleotides. The record is from the annotation of a GenBank genome assembly. NCBI's taxonomy places the organism in Eukaryota, Fungi, Ascomycota, Dothideomycetes, Mycosphaerellales, Mycosphaerellaceae.
AUGGCCAAUCCAGAGACCGAGGUUGUCAUUCCUGAGGAUGAGACCGCAGCGGACGAAGAGAUGGGCGAAGUAGAGGAGAAUGGCGGCGAUGGGACGGCACCGGGCGGACUUGAGGACAUUGAGCCAGUUGUGCCCACGCGCACCACCUUCUUAGAGUGAGCGCCAUCCCAUUACAGCCCUUGAAGUGGAGCUGAAACACCUGACGCUGGUUCGUGUAGUUACUUGCGCUCGCCGAUUGUCGAGCUGGCUGUUGGUCGGGGUGAAGAUUCAGCAGUCCUCUCUGCGCACCAAGCGCUUCUCACGGCUGCUCCAUUCUUUCAGCAGGAAUGCGCCAAAUUCGGAGCCAACUCACGCCGCCGUAUCGACCUCUCGAGCGAAGACAUAGCAGCAACAUCAUCCGUACUCGAGUAUCUCUACAAGGGCGACUAUUUCCCCACGCUCUCCGGCAACACCACACUAGAGUACGACCCAACUGUCCCACAGCCAGACAACGAGGGUGUUGGUCUUUUGCGCCACGCUAGAGUCUACAACUUGGCAACGCGGUGGGCUCUGCCGGCUCUGGCGGGCCUUGCGCACAGGAAGAUCCACCUCACAUCCUCUACUGCCAAGGGCGAGAUCGCGUACGCACGCUUCGUCUACAAGGAGACCAGCCCCGACGACGAGAACAUCCGGAAGCCAGUCGCAAACUUCUGGGCCACACGAUCGCAUGUUCUACGUCACGAAGCCGAGCAAGAGUUCAAGCGCAUGUGUCUCGAAUUUCCACAGUUCGGUUUCGACGUUCUUACCUUGGUACUCGAUCAGCAAGAGAAGCGCAGCCAGCGUCAAGCAGAGGCCGGCAGCAGUGGUGGUGCGGGUCGGAAGCGACAGAGGGUACUUUAAACUUUACAUGACAAGCCGGAAGCUGUAUGCUGACCAUUUGUGUGUAGCAGGUUCUCUAA